Molecule: messenger RNA, 1006 nt
Organism: Galeopterus variegatus (Sunda flying lemur)
Lineage: Eukaryota; Metazoa; Chordata; Mammalia; Dermoptera; Cynocephalidae
Gene: CLDN2
Product: claudin 2
Exons: 2
Coding region: 293-985 (230 amino acids)
Biological process (GO): calcium-independent cell-cell adhesion; bicellular tight junction assembly
Cellular component (GO): plasma membrane; bicellular tight junction
Molecular function (GO): structural molecule activity
Source: RefSeq, a predicted model, not a curated record
AGGCAUGGCAGCCCUUUUAGCCUGUCCCAGCCUGCCAAGAGGCAGCACCCUGGAAAGACCCCUGCUCAGGAGCACUACAGGGGGAUCAGCGCCCCCAUUCAUACCUGCAAGGUUUUCUAGAUACCUUCUUGAGCCUGCUUGUGGCCGCCCACAGACACUUGUAAGGAGGAGAGAAGUCAGCCUGGCAGAGGUACUCUGACAUGAGGGAUUAGAGGCUGGGAUCCAAGAGCAAGAGCUGCAGCAAGGAGGCGAGGGAGCAGGCCCUGAAGACGCUUCUGUUGAGAGGUCUGCCAUGGCCUCUCUUGGCCUCCAACUUGUGGGCUACAUCCUAGGCCUUCUGGGACUGUUGGGCACGAUGGUUGCCAUGCUGCUCCCCAGCUGGCGAACAAGUUCUUAUGUUGGUGCUAGCAUUGUGACAGCAGUUGGCUUCUCCAAGGGCCUCUGGAUGGAGUGUGCCACACACAGCACAGGCAUCACCCAGUGUGACAUCUACAGCACUCUUCUCGGCCUGCCUGCUGACAUCCAAGCUGCCCAGGCCAUGAUGGUGACGUCCAGUGCACUGUCCUCACUGGCCUGCAUUAUCUCUGUGGUGGGCAUGAGAUGCACAGUCUUCUGCCAGGAAUCCCGAGCCAAAGACAGAGUGGCGGUAGUAGGCGGAGUCUUCUUCAUCCUUGGAGGCCUCCUGGGCUUCAUCCCUGUUGCCUGGAAUCUUCACGGGAUCCUGAAGGACUUCUAUUCCCCACUGGUGCCUGACAGCAUGAAAUUUGAGAUUGGAGAGGCUCUUUAUUUGGGCAUUAUUUCCUCCCUGUUCUCCCUGAUAUCUGGAAUCAUCCUCUGUUUUUCCUGCCUAUCCCAGGGAAAUCGCUCCAGCUACUAUGAUGCCUACCAGGCCCAGCCUCUUGCCACUAGGAGCUCUCCAAGGCCUGGUCAAUCACCCAAAGUCAAGAGUGAGUUCAACUCCUACAGCCUGACAGGGUACGUGUGAAGAACCAGGGGCCACAGCUGG